AGCCGUUAACUCGAUCACUCGAGCGACUAUAUAAAGUCACUCAAUUUUUCGAUAAGUACACAUUCGAGUCGACACACAGAAUCAGCGAUGUAUCUUCUCGGUGGACUCGUCGUUUUCAGCUGCUUCGCAGCCACUGUUCUCAGUGCACCACGAGUCGUGGGCGGUCAUGAAGCUCCCGAACAUGCGUAUCCCUAUCAAGUAUCUCUGCAGCGAUCGGAAAGACAUUUUUGCAGUGGCUCGAUCUUGAACAAACGCUACGUACUGACCGCCGCUCAUUGCGCCGAGGCGGUAUCCUACAAAGAAACUCAAAUAGUGGUAGGUACCAAUCACUUGAACGCUCGUCCCCAAGUUUAUGCAGCUGAAGCCUCAAUUGUCCACGAAAAAUAUGUAAUGUUCCAAGACUAUGAUAUUGCAUUACUGAAAACCACCAAAGAUAUCGAAUUCAAUGAGCACGUUCAGCCAAUCAAAAUUCCCGAUCGUGAUAUAACCGAUUAUUCUCUAACCGCCACGUUCUCCGGUUGGGGCGUACUUGAUGCUGACGAUACAGCAGCUCCUAACGAUCUUCAGGAAAUCUUCUUAAAGCUCUACAAAUACGACUAUGAGACGGAAGUUCUGGACAGACAUGUCUUCACGUUGAACAGGGAAGGAGAAGGCAUUUGCUUCGGAGACUCGGGUGGCCCGCUUGUACUUAACGGUGCCGUAAUUGGAAUUGCAUCCUACGUCGUCCCGUGCGCUCGCGGUCAGCCAGAUGCUUACACGCGUGUUUUCUCCUACAAAAGUUGGGUCGAAAGCAAAAUCCGUACAAUUUAGAUCCAAACAAAUCAAUGAAGACCGACGAUGAAAUUUUCUCCCUCAAACAAAACCCAUCUAGUUCAAUAAAUAUCUAGUGGAUUCAACUACAUUGUUAUUUAGUUCAUCCCACAAAAAAAACACUCGAAUCAACCAUACCUUUGUCCAACUGAAUGAAAUUUUGUUCAAUGAAAAACAUUUUUUUUCAGUGGACCGAAAAAAAAUGUUCAGUCAUCUUUUUUUAUAAAACCUGUCAACAACAAUGUAAAAUGAAAAAAAAAAAGAACAAAAAAAAGUACAAGUGAUCAUAAAAACCGGCAGGAUUUGAAAAUGUAAUCGUUGGAUUAAUGAGAAGUAAACGAAACUUUAACUGCGCAAA
Venturia canescens is the source of this 1168-nucleotide messenger RNA. Its product is annotated as chymotrypsin-1-like. The transcript is spliced from 5 exons. NCBI's taxonomy places the organism in Eukaryota, Metazoa, Arthropoda, Insecta, Hymenoptera, Ichneumonidae. The record is from RefSeq and is a predicted model, not a curated record. Gene Ontology annotation, molecular function: serine-type endopeptidase activity. The coding region runs from base 88 to 810 and encodes 240 amino acids. Gene Ontology annotation, biological process: proteolysis.